AUGGCACUCGCAACUCUGGGCAUCCUUUCUAUCGGAGACGUAAGUUUGCUUCUUCCGAGGUAGGACGUACAGCUCUGCUAACGAACCUAGAUGGGCCUUGGGGUUGCUCGGUUGCUCCUCAACAACAAUUUUAGAGUCAUCUCUAACGCUUCGGACCGGGGGUACGUCUUCCCCUCGAGCCGCGUCAUCGGUAUUCAGCUGUUGAACCGACCGUGAAGUCAAGCGACGCAGGAUCGGGCCAAGAAAAACGACGUCGAUCUGGUGUCGACGGAUGUUGAGCUAUGCAACAAUGCCGAUUAUAUCCUCUCAAUCGUGCCCCCCCGAGACGCGAUCGCAACCGCCCAGCGCAUUGCAACUGCUGCAUCAAGCAUAGGCUCCAAGGCUCGCGCAAACCCACUGUACUUUCUAGACCUGAAUGCCAUCAGCCCUCGAGCGGCUCGCGAAAUCGACGACAUUCUCUCUCAAAGGUCUUCCAAUGUCCGCUUCAUUGACGGCGGUAUCAUCGGAGGACCACCCAAGAAGAAAGACGACGGCAACUGGUAUCGACCUAGCAUCCCAACCUCUGGCCCUCAUCGUCUUUCAGAAGCGCAGCCUCAUGGCGGCAAGCUCGCUGAAACACUCAACAUCAAGCACGUCAACGAUGACAUCGGCUCAGCAUCCGGAUUGAAAAUGUGUUUCGCCAGCAUGAGCAAAGGGUUUACGGCAAUAGCAAUCUCGUCAUUCACGACAGCACACAAUCUCGGAGUGCUUGGCCACCUGAGAGCAGAAAUGGACGAACAUGCACCAGGAAACAGGGCGCGAGCGGAGAAGAGCCUGACCGCUAUGCCCCCUAAAGCUUACCGCUGGGUCAACGAGAUGGAAUAUAUCGCGGAGACGUUCGAGGCCGAUGGAGGUUUCUCGAAAGAUGAAUCGCCAUUCCGUGAUUUUGCGAGAAUUUAUGACCUGGUGGCGAAUGGGACAGAACUGGGAAAUGAAGUCACCGAGGGCCGGAAACGGGGAACCAACGCUGACGAUGUUGCCAAGUUGGUCGCAGAAGGUACAGAGAGGAGAAAGUUGAAGGAAGAUUAG
Lecanosticta acicola is the source of this 1068-nucleotide messenger RNA. The record is from the annotation of a GenBank genome assembly. Lineage: Eukaryota; Fungi; Ascomycota; Dothideomycetes; Mycosphaerellales; Mycosphaerellaceae.